UAGUGUUCUUCAAUUCGUGGUGGUCGCCGGGAAAAAUGGCUGAGCAGAAACAAAUCCGUUUCGGAAUACUGGGCUGCGCCACCGUAGCGCGCAAGCUGGCCAGGGCUAUAUCGCUGGCUCCGAACGCCACCAUCUCCGCCGUGGGCAGCCGCACGGCGGAGAAGGCCGCAGCGUUUGCCGCAGAGACCGAGUGCCCCGCCACCGCGAAAAUUUACGGCAGCUACGACGCCGUGCUGGAUGAUCCGGACGUGGACGCCGUUUACAUCCCUCUCCCCACCAGCCUCCACGUGCGGUGGGCCGUCCUGGCGGCGCAGAAGAAGAAACACAUCUUGGUGGAGAAGCCGGCGGCGCUGAACGUGGCGGAGCUGGACCAGAUUCUGGCGGCGUGUGAGUCCAGUGGGGUUCAGUUCAUGGAUGGUACCGUGUGGACGCAUCAUCCUCGAACUGCUAAGAUGAAAGAGUUCCUCUCUGAUCCUCUGCGCUUUGGCCAACUCAAAUCCGUUCACAGCAUCGUUUCGUUUUUGGUUAGCGCGGAUUCUCUGAAGAACGACAUCCGCGUAAAGCCAGAUCUUGAUGGGCUGGGAGCUCUGGGCGACGCCGGCUGGUACUGCAUCCACGCCAUCCUAUGGGCCAACGACUACGAACUCCCGGAAUCCGUCACGGCGGUGCGCGAGCCGGAGGUGAACGAAGCCGGGGUCAUUCUCUCCUGUGGCGCUUCUAUGAAAUGGAAAGACGGGAGAGUCGCCACUUUCUACUGCUCUUUCUUGGCCAUUUUUUCCACCGACAUCUGCGCUUACGGCACCAAAGGAAAGCUGCGCGUCCACGACUUCGUCAUCCCUUUCGCACCACAGUCUGCGCCGUUCUACACCUUCGAAAGCUAUCGGUUAAUUGAGCACGGUGUGGCUGCGGAGCUUCCUCAGGAUGUUUUGAUGGUGAUGGAGUUCUGUAAUCUCGCCGGGAGUGGAAGAGCGCCGGAGAAGAAGUGGGCGGUUAUCAGCCGGAAGACGCAGCUGGUGGUGGAUGCAGUCAACGCAUCCAUUCACAAUGGGUUUGAGACUAUUGAGGUUGUCUACUAAGGCUCCGUUUCUUGGAGCUUAUUAUGCCAUAAGCUCUAUUUAUUAAUGUUCAUAAAUAAAUAGCAGCAUAUUUGAAAUAAUAUAAGUGUUUUGAAAAGAAGCUAAUAUCUUCUAAACUUUUUUAAAAAUAAAUAAAUGGCAUCUUUUAAAUAAAAGGCUGUAAAGUUAAUUGAUUCCAAUGUCUGUCAUAUCUUUGCGAAGCUUCAAAAUAUAAUGAAACUGUGAAGCAGGUAAAGUUAAUUG
This is a messenger RNA of Ipomoea nil (Japanese morning glory), 1319 nucleotides long. RefSeq lists its product as uncharacterized. The record is from RefSeq and is a predicted model, not a curated record. NCBI's taxonomy places the organism in Eukaryota, Viridiplantae, Streptophyta, Magnoliopsida, Solanales, Convolvulaceae. Gene Ontology annotation, molecular function: nucleotide binding. The transcript is spliced from 2 exons. The coding region runs from base 36 to 1076 and encodes 346 amino acids.